Phoenix dactylifera (date palm) is the source of this 2039-nucleotide messenger RNA. NCBI's taxonomy places the organism in Eukaryota, Viridiplantae, Streptophyta, Magnoliopsida, Arecales, Arecaceae. The record is from RefSeq and is a predicted model, not a curated record.
UCCAACUGACCUCGGCCGAGGCUCGAUCGUUCCAAAAACCAAACGAAAACCAUCCUCCCCUCAAUCCCGACCUCCAUCUCUUCCUCCCCGAAUCCUAAAACCUGAACCUUCGAAGAAAAAAAUGCCGUCUUUCUCCCACUGGGGGAGAUUCCAAAUCCAUCCCUUCUUCCAAUCCACCGCCUCCGCCGCCCGGUGGAUGUCCCAGUCGACGACGCUCCCCCGGAAGCUCCAGCGGGUCCGCGACCACGCGUUCGACGAUUUGAUGGAGGUCCAGAAGAAGGUCCGCCGCGCCCUUGGCCUCCAGGAUCUCAUCCUCUCCCACCCGGGCGCCGCCCUCCCCGUCUCCCGCCUCGACGCCCUCGCCCGCCGCCACCUCGGCCUUCCCCCCAACGACGCCGGCAGCUUCCUCCUCCGCCACCCCCACGUCUUCCACGUCUUCGACCACCCCGUUCAGCGCGUCCUCUGGGCCCGCCUUACCCCCCGCGCCGCCGCCCAGCUCCGCCUCGAGUCCGCCGCCGUCUCCGCCGCCCUCCCGGCCGCCGUCCUCCGCCUCCGCAAGCUCCUCCUCCUCGCCACCCCCGCCUGCCGCCUCCGCCUCGAGCACCUCCGCCUCGCCCGCCGCGAUCUCGGCUUCCCCGACGACUUCGAGCAAUCCGUCGUCCUCGCCCACCCCUCCUUCUUCCGCCUCGUCUCCUCCUCCGACGACCCGCGCUCCAAAUUCGUCGAGGCUGUCGAGGUCUCCGACCCACCCGCCGACCUCACCGUCUGCGCCAUCGAGCGCGCGCGCGAGCGCGAGUACCGCGCCCGCGGCGCCGACGCCGAGGACGCCCGCUUCGCCUUCCUCAUCAACUUCCCGCCGGGUUUCAAGAUCGGCAAGUACUACCGCAUUGCCGUCUGGAAGUGGCAGCGGCUGCCGUAUUGGUCCCCCUACGAGGACGUCUCCGGCUACGACCUCCGCUCGCUCGAGGCGCAGCGCCGGAUGGAGAAGCGGGCGGUUGCCAUGAUACAUGAGUUGCUGUCGCUAACGGUGGAGAAGCGGAUGACGCUGGAGAGGAUCGCGCAGUUCCGGCAGGCGAUGGGGCUGCCGAAGAAGCUCAAGGAGUUCUUGCUGCAGCACCAGGGGAUAUUCUACAUUUCGACAAGGGGGAACCAGGGGAAGCUGCACACGAUAUUCUUGAGGGAGGCAUACCGAAAGCGGGAGCUGGCGGAACCAAAUGAGAUUUAUCUGGCAAGGAAGAAUCUUGCGGAGCUGCUGCUGCUGAGCCCCAAAAAGGCUAAUUUCGAUAGAAUGCUGACAAGUCUUGGGAGGGGUGGAAAUGGCUUCGGGGUCGGCAGGAAGUUCUUUGGGGAUCAGGAUGGCAGAGAAAAUGAAGACGAGGGAAGCAGCAGCGGUUCUGAUUCAGGUGUCGAGUCUCAGUUUGUUGAGUGAAUCAUUGGAUUCUAUAUUGGGUUGAAGGAGCACUUGAUGGAGGUCUUGGAUGGCUUGAAUUGCUGUAAUAGAACACUUGAAGAUGAUUAUUAUUUGAUGAGGAUUCUCACUGGAAGAUCAGACAUGAUUGAAUCUUGAGGGCAAUUCCUCUGUUCAAGUUUGAAGAGUUGUGUAAGAGAAGUAUAAAAGUUGCAGGCUUGGACCAAGUUUGUGGAAAAGGAGCUGACGCCAAAGAUUGUUCUUUUUGGUGCGCGCAUCUAGUUCAUGCUCUGGGGAUAUGCUCUUGCACAUGAUAAGUUAUUCAAAAUGACUAGAUUGAGCUAACGUUGACAAAAAUUUGCAAAGAAGGGGAUUUGAUUGCAGAACGCGGCGAGAAGGUUACUGGGACAAUUUCUGAUUGAGUCAUAUUUAUCUAUGAUGCAGGCAGAGUGUUAUUGUGAGUUUACUGUGAUACUGAAAAAGACUGUCUCCUAGAUUAUUUACUUUGAUAGGUUUACAUUACCGAUUCCCUUCUAAAAUUGUGUAUUAUUCAUCAUCCCUUUGUAACCAAAUUUUUUCUCCAUUCCUAACAUGACUUAGUGAAAGAAAAUAGUUAAUUGCAUUAUUUGCA